UCUGUUGGACUGCACGUCUCGAGACAACUUGUAGCUAGGUAGUUAGCCACCUAGCUAAAUUACUAGAAAUAGCUCACGUUUAUUUAGCACAGGCUACAUAGAGUGCGGCAGUAAUUCAAGGUGCUCAGACAGCAACGACACAGGUCCCGUCCUGCUCGUUGGAUCCGAGCUUCAGGAUAGGGAAGCAAAGCGAGGAGGCAGCUGCCGCCGGUGCAGCGAGCCUGGUGGACAAAAUGUCAGAGAGUCCGGAGAAAAGCGCCUCAGUGUCAGCUCAGGAGCUGAAGGAACAGGGGAACCGCCUCUUUCUGAACCGCAAGUACCUGGAGGCUGCUGCCUGCUACAGCAGAGCCAUAACCCACAGUCCCUCUGUCCCAGCGUACUACACCAACAGAGCGCUGUGCUACGUGAAGCUGCAGCAGUACGACAAAGCUCUGUCGGACUGCAGACACGCUCUGGAGCUCGACGGCCAGUCAGUCAAAGCUCACUUCUUCAUGGGUCAGUGUCACCUGGAGAUGGAGAAUUAUGACGAAGCCAUCGGCAACCUGCAGAAAGCGUUUAACCUGGCGAAGGAGCAGCGGCUGAACUUUGGCGACGACAUUCCCAGCGCUCUGCGGAUAGCGAAGAAGAAACGGUGGAACAGCCUGGAGGAGAGGAGGAUCAACCAGGAGAGCGAGCUGCACGCCUACCUCACCAAACUCAUCCAAGCUGAGAAAACGAGGGAACUGGACGGCUGCAGACAGAAACAAGACGACAAGACGGACGACAGCAGAACCCAACACAGUCUGAACGAGAUCCACACAAAACACGACAAGUAUCUGUCAGACAUGGAGGAGCUGUUCUGUCAAGUGGACGAGAAGAGGAAGAAGCGUGAGAUCCCGGACUUCCUGUGUGGAAAGAUCAGCUUCGAGCUGAUGAGAGAGCCCUGCAUCACUCCCAGCGGCGUCACGUAUGACAGAAAAGACAUUGAAGAGCACCUACAGCGAGUCGGACAUUUUGACCCGGUGACGCGCACCCCGCUGACCCAAGAUCAGCUCAUCCCGAACCUGGCCAUGAAGGAGGUCAUUGAUGCUUUUAUUUUGGAGAAUGGAUGGGUGGAGGACUACUGACCGAUGAGAGGAAGGAAGGGAAGUGAUGUUGAUCAGUGUGUUCGCUCACAUGUGCUUCAGUUGUAGCCUUUCAGCCAAUCAGAGGGGCUGCCGCCCUGCCAUCGCUUUAACUUCAGUUUAGAGUUUAAGAAACGUUCCCAGCUGCAACAAAUCACAAGCUCUGUGAAAGCUGAAGGCUUCACGCUGGCCUGGAUCCGAUUUACUGUCCGUGUUUUAACGUUGUUCUUACAGAGAAGUUACAGAGCGAUUCACAGGACAAAGAACGAGGAAAGAGAGACGGAGAACAGAGAAGAACGGCAGGAAUGAAGGUUCCUCAAGCCACAAAAUCAAAGUUCUAAAAUCCAGAAAAAGCCAAAGACUGAAAAAGUGACGUGCAAUUCACCUGAGGCGCCACUAGAGGUCGCUGUAACGUAAACGUUUCAGCAGAGGUGGACGUGUACUCCCAUCAGCAAUACUGCAGUAGAAAAAUACUCUGUUACAAAUAGAUGCUUAAAGCUAAAAUAGUAGAAAUCCACUGAAGUAUCAAAAGUGGAAGUACUCGUUCUGCAGAACGGCCCCUUUCAGCUUAUUUCACCAUGAGCGACGCUUUAACUGCUGCAGCUGCUGGAGGUCCCUGCAAACCCUUCAUCAUCGUUUUCAUUUCAGCUUUUUUCUCAGAUUUGUGUUAAAAGUCCUUUUUUGAAGACUAACUUGAAACUCCAGCUGUCACACAGACGUCGUGCAGUAAAACACCUCUGAAGUGGAGCGCGGGGGGGGCGUUUAAAGUAGGAUCCAAUGAAAAUACUCCAGCAUACUACAAGUACUUCUAAACUCGUACGGUGUGUGACCGACACGGACGUGAGCAGAAUGUUUCCUGUUCGUCAAACAAAACGCUGCUGCAGCCUCGCUAAUCGAUCGCAGAGCAGCCGAUUCUGAGCACCAAAUCCCACCGCAGUUUGAUGCACUUUGAAAAUCUUGUGUUGUUGGAAAUAGAUUGUGACAAAGAAGCACUUAAAGUUUAACCCCCAGAGGUCAAAGGUUCAGCACUGAAAUACGCAACAAUCAGAACUAAAACGGCCCCUCAGAGGUUUUUCCUUUGCUGCAACAUCCAGAAUAAAUACUGUUCAGUAUGGCCUCAGCCCGGCGUCUGAGGACGUCUCUGUGAUCAGCAGGCACUGAUUGGUAGUUGAUCAUCAGUUAUCAUGUAUUGAUCCACGCUGCGGCUCACAGAAUGAACAAACUGCUGAAUGCAAUCAGAUCACGCGCUUUAAGUACUCAGAUUAAAUAUGAAAAUUGCCGGCGCUGCUCAUUAUUUCACGUGUAAAUGUGCUAAAGUGUUGCGUUUGCUGGCAAACUAAAAGAAGGGAAACCGCAGCGCUGCAGCCGAGGGAGACGGGGUGUUCUGGUUCUGGUCGGAAACCUUCAUCAGUGCAUUGAGACGUGAAUGAAAGAUGAAAGUUUGCAUCUUAUUUUCUGUUUUUUAUGACUGGACUCUGGUGCAGCUUGUGAUUGUUUUUACAGUUUCCUUGUUGAUUGUUGAGUCUUUUUAAUUGUUGCUGUGUUUUAACACCAGGUUUGCACAGACAGUAUAUAUAUAUAUAUAUAUAUAUAUAUCAUUGUACACCAGUUUUCAUACUGGAACCUGAUAUCAAAACGAAGCCUGACGAGUCCUUUAACGAUGUCUUUCUGUUUAAAUGUGACAGUUACAAUCCAGCUUGGACUCAAUCAAGUGAAAGUCUGAUUUUCUGUGUUUCUUAAAGCCUCCGAUGACAAACUGAAGGGAGCAGAUUUACUUCUUCUCUUUCUUUUCUGUCACUGAAUCAGUUUGUUUGUUCAGUUUUCAGUCAGACUGCACAGGAAAACCUGCUGCACAAAAACAUUCAAUGUUUGAAAAUGUGAUUAAAAAAAUAAAUGU
Molecule: messenger RNA, 3000 nt
Organism: Chelmon rostratus (copperband butterflyfish)
Lineage: Eukaryota; Metazoa; Chordata; Actinopteri; Chaetodontiformes; Chaetodontidae
Product: E3 ubiquitin-protein ligase CHIP-like
Exons: 8
Coding region: 234-1106 (290 amino acids)
Biological process (GO): protein quality control for misfolded or incompletely synthesized proteins; cellular response to misfolded protein; positive regulation of proteolysis
Cellular component (GO): Z disc; cytoplasm
Molecular function (GO): protein-folding chaperone binding; ubiquitin protein ligase activity
Source: RefSeq, a predicted model, not a curated record